CCCGCCCAUUUCUACAUGGUGGGUGAAGGGGGGGAAAAAAACUGCUGCACAAAAAAAAAUCUGCCUAUUCUCUUAAUCGAACGGUUCCGAUUGGCUGGCUCCGGGGGUGGGUGUGGUGACGUCGCCAGGGUCAUUGCCUGGCUCCUCCUGCCUCUAGGCUGCUGCGUCACUCGGGCCGAGGUGCGGCCCGAGGAUAAGAAGGAGGAGGACGCGCUCCUGCCUGGACCCCCCCGGGAGAGGCGGGGGAGGAAGACACCGAGCCACUGUGAGGGGAAGAAGAAGAGGAGGAGCCGGGGGAGGAAUCUGAGGGGACCCCGGGCUGUUGCAAAACUACAACUCCUACACUACACUUUCCUGUCUGAAUCCCGUCAGCAGAUCCACGCAGCCCAGAAUUUAGGUUCUUUUUACAAUGUGAUGGAGGGACGGGAGCCCUCCACCCGACCUAGCCGUACCACACCUGCCAGUCCGAGGGUGACCCAAGCAUUGGUGAAACGGCCGCGCUUCCAGACUCUGGCACGAUUUUGGGAGGGUCAGGAUGUUUUAGCUCGUUGGACGGAUGGACUCCUGUAUCUUGGCAUCAUCAAAAAGGUUCACGAGCAGGUGGACAGCGCACAGGAGACGUGUUUAGUUCGCUUUGAAGAUAACUCCCAGUUCUCGGUGCUCUGGAAGGACAUCUUCCCCCCUGCUGUGCCCGGAAAGGAGCAGUUGUGCUGUGUGUGCAACUCACAAUCGUGUACCCCCGACAAUAAGCUGAUACAUUGUGGGAAGUGUAAGCACGCUUAUCAUCAGGAAUGUCAUGUGCCCAGCGUGCCAUGCGAUACAGAUAGUGCAGGGAGUUCCUGGAUGUGCAGACAAUGCGUCUUUGCAGUGGCUACCAAGAGAGGUGGCGCGCUCAAGAAGGGCCCCUUCGCGCGCUCUAUGCUGCAGAUGAAGCUGUCUUUGCCCUAUCAGCUGAAGUCUUUAGAGUGGGACCCACUGCACUUAACCAAUAAGCAGCAAUGUUACUGCUACUGCGGGGGGCCUGGAGAAUGGAACAUGAAGAUGCUUCAGUGCUGUCGCUGUCUGCAGUGGUUUCAUGAAGCUUGUACACAGUGUCUGAGCAAACCGCUUUUAUACGGAGAUAGGUUUUAUGUUUUCGAAUGCUCGGUCUGUACAAGAGGUCCAGAAAACGCCUGGAGACUUCCUUUGGGAUGGGUGGAUGUGUCGCACCUCGUCCUCUAUCACCUCAGUAUUUGUUGUAAGAAGAAAUAUUUUGAUUUUGAACGGGAAAUCUUGUCUUUUGUCAAUGAGAACUGGGAGAGUCUACUGCUGGGUGAGCUUACAGAUACCCCUCGGUCGGACAGGUACUCCCAUCUGCUUCACGCCUUGACAGCUGAGAAAGACAGGUUUAUCUCUGGGAAGGAGAUUAAGAAGAAGAAGUGUCUUUUUGGACUCCAGAGCCGUGUCCCCCCUCCCGCCCCACAGACGACAGUGACUGAGCUGAGGCUACAGGAGACAGACGUGAGAGGAUCCACUCCUUGUGUAAGUUCCCUUUUAGGGAGGAUGGGGGUCCUGAGAAGCCCCCCACACAAAACAAAGACACCAAGUAUAGAGAAACGGACACGGAAGGAGAGGAAGAAGCUGCAGAGAGCUCUUACCCAGGAUGUGGCACAAAAUCCAUUUAGUUGCAACCAGGAGUACCUGGGAUACCGCGGUAGCGCCUACAACUUCCGACGCACUGGAGCGCGUUGCCUGCAGAGCCCUCCUAUUAGGAUGUUCGCCUCCUUCCACCCAUCAGCAAACACUUCUGGGACUGUGGCUGCUUCUCUACAAUCCAGUGAGGCGUCUCCAGCAGUCUCAGAGGUGCCGCCACCUCCUCCUGAGGCGAAGGAGACAUCGACGCCUGUUCCAGAUCCUUCCUCUCCUCCCGCAUCUCAAUCCUCAUCCUCCUCUGAUGGCUGUGAGUGGUCGGGGUCACCGCCAGAGCAGGGCAUGAAGGUGCUUGCCCGGAGAAUCACUGCAGAAGGGGCGACUGAAUAUUUAGUUGAAAGGGCAGAAGGUGAGAUCUUCUGAUGGCUGGGUGUGAUGGAAAUCCGCAAAGAUCACGCGCUCUGCUCUACCAUGUGCUACCUGCGAAGAUCCCAUGAUCUUGGCUUAUUGUACAUACAGUUCUCCAAGGCUAUUCCUGAACUCUCUGUACACGCGUGUACAUAGCGCUGCUUGUGAUUCUCGUCCUGUCACGUGUUUAUACAGUGUCAGCUCACGGAGGCUGCAUCACAUUACACAUGGACAGAUCGAUGACAUGAAGGAAAUCUGAGCUUUUUUAUUUUUGUUUUUCUUUCCUUUUUGUAUCUUCUAAUUUACAAUGUGGGAUCGAAGGUCCGAUGUUCUGUCCGUUCUAGGCUCCGGUUUACGAUGGUGUCUGUUUGUUGAAUAAUUGCACAGGUUCUUGUCUAUUAGAAUCUUCAUGAAAAAAAAAACACAUCCAUGUCUGUCCAGGAAUUAUUAAAAAAGUGACAGAA
Molecule: messenger RNA, 2501 nt
Organism: Hyla sarda
Lineage: Eukaryota; Metazoa; Chordata; Amphibia; Anura; Hylidae
Gene: PHF1
Product: PHD finger protein 1
Exons: 16
Coding region: 16-2052 (678 amino acids)
Biological process (GO): regulation of DNA-templated transcription; chromatin organization
Cellular component (GO): nucleus
Molecular function (GO): chromatin binding; DNA binding
Source: RefSeq, a predicted model, not a curated record